Messenger RNA from Kluyveromyces lactis, 399 nucleotides. RefSeq lists its product as uncharacterized. Lineage: Eukaryota; Fungi; Ascomycota; Saccharomycetes; Saccharomycetales; Saccharomycetaceae. The transcript has a single exon. The coding region runs from base 1 to 399 and encodes 132 amino acids. The record is from RefSeq and is a predicted model, not a curated record.
AUGCAACUGAGAAUGGUUGCUUCAAAUAAUGGAAUGUUAUCAAAUCAAGAUGAAUCAACUUUUAUUGAUGAGCCCGCCAUGAGCACUGAUGGUACACAGAGAAUACUACAAGUCAGUUCCCCCAAGAUCGAUACAGAUAAUCACAAUAUAGAGUACGAGAGUAUUAAAAGCAAGGAUAAGAAGAAACAUAAGAAGAGGAAGAGCAAGAGGCAUUCUAAAGGAAGACACAAAAUGAAAUAUCGAGUUGACAAACCUCGGUACCACGAUGAUGCAAAAUAUGACGCUGAUAUUGCUGACAAUAAUAACGGAAAGGCAUUGAAUAAAUUCUUCCCUGGUAUCUUAAUAGGAACUUUCAUUGGUUCAGCUGUCACUAACUUUAUAUUGGAAGGGUUAAAGUAG